This is a messenger RNA of Neurospora hispaniola, 1191 nucleotides long. RefSeq names its product transcriptional regulator-domain-containing protein. Bases 247 to 1149 code for a protein of 300 amino acids. Gene Ontology annotation, cellular component: mitochondrion. The record is from RefSeq and is a predicted model, not a curated record. The transcript has 2 exons. NCBI's taxonomy places the organism in Eukaryota, Fungi, Ascomycota, Sordariomycetes, Sordariales, Sordariaceae.
UUCCUUCCCGCCCCGCGCCCGAACCCCGGCCGCCAUUCGGCACAGCUUAACCUAACAAUUCUCAGAAUUUUGACUGAGAGCUCCGUCCAUUGUCGCGGGAAGAGCCGUCUCGCCGUUUUGUCUUUGUACGCUUCUCUUCUGGGUUGUCGAGUCGCGUCAACCCGCCUUCGAAAUUUCCUAGUGUUUGUCAAUCUGACGCGCUUUGCUCAUCUUCCAGACUACCUACUUCUCUCGCAAAGUGCAAUAAUGGCUUCCCUCACGCGGAGCAUCGUCAUCGGUCCACUCUCCCGGUCUUCCUCCAAAUCCACGAGCUCCUCGAUAUGCGCGCAUUGUCGGCGCACCUUCGUUAGCAGUCCCGCCCUGCAGUCUGGCCAUAACAAGUGGUCCAAGAUCAAGCAUGAAAAGGCCGCCGCCGACGCCAAGAAAAAUGCAGCCAGGACCGUCUUCACCAAGAACAUCACCUUGUACUCGAAGCUCUAUGGACCCAAUCUCAACGAUAACCCGCAGCUUGCCACUAUCGUCGCGGCGGCCAAGAAGGCCGGUACCCCCAAGGCCUUAAUCGAGGGAGCCAUCGCCCGAGGCCAGGGCAAGUCGUCGGAAGGCGCUACCCUAGAGCCCGUGAUAUACGAGGCGAUUGUACCACCCAACAUCGCUCUGGUGGUGGACGCUGCGACAGAAAACACGAAGCGCGUUAUAGAAGACUUGAACCAGAUGGUGAAGAAGGCGAACGGUGCCAAGAGCCCGUCCAAGUUCCUCUUCGAGCGGAGAGGCCGCGUGAUCUUUGAGAAGGGCGAGAGCGGCCUGGACGUAGAUGACAUCAUGGAGGAUGCGAUUGAGGCUGGCGCUGAGGAUCUCGAGAACGACGAAGAGGGCAACAUUAUUGUCUGGUCGGACCCCUCGUCAACUCAGCAGAUCUGCAAGGCUGUUGGAUCCAAGUUCAACCUCAAGAUCGCCGAAUCCGACAUUGUGUGGCAUGCCAUUGAGGAUACCAAAGCUCCUCUGGACUCGUCCGACGAGUUGGUCAAGUUUAUGGACCUCCUCACAAGCAUCAAAGACUACCCUGAUGUCCAGGCGAUCUGGUCCAACGUAUCCAGGGGAAACAUGAGCGAUGACGAGUGGGCCAGGGUGACUGAACUCAUUGACGAGUAGCCCUGGCCUGAAAAGCAAAAAGAAGGGACAUAACAAAUGACU